Molecule: messenger RNA, 4062 nt
Organism: Spirometra erinaceieuropaei
Lineage: Eukaryota; Metazoa; Platyhelminthes; Cestoda; Diphyllobothriidea; Diphyllobothriidae
Source: the annotation of a GenBank genome assembly
AUGAAAUACAGCCUGGAUUAUGAAAAUUGUCCAAGAAAGAAUGAAAUCGAUGCUUAUCUUCGUAUAAAAAGGAUACCAGAAUUAUUGCAGAGCCUAACGUGCUUGGUUCUUUAUAAUCAACCAGGUAACUUGUCUUUUUCGAUCGUUGGUCUGCGAACCUGCAUUUUUUCCCUUAACGUGUUUGUUCCUGCUAAAAACGCAUUAGUUAAUGAACAAAGAGAAAUAGUAAGGAACUUUUUGUUAAUGAAUUUACGCGCGAUUUAAGUUAACCGCGUUUUCUAACAAGUAGCGCCGUUUUGAGGACAUGCCCAGACUGGCAUUUGUUGCAACGUGGUAGUUUUUUAACCAGAGAGGUACCUCUCUUUUGUCUUUAAUUUUAAGCACGACUGAUUAGUAAUACUACAAAUUUUUAAAGUAAUAUGGCGCUGGUAGAUUUCUUGCGUAGACGACACCGUAGAUUAAAUUGCAUAAGUAAACCGUUUCCCGUUAGAAUUGUAUUCAGAGGACUAGGAGAGAAUGGGUUCUCUGUCGAAAUCCCAACUGCUAGCCUUGCUGGCUUCUCUAUGCACUCCCGACUACACGACAAGCAAACGGCUGGGAUGGCGACAGGAGCUCCAGUCCACUCCAGUCCUGAGAGAACAAUUAACGGAAAAUAUAUAUUUCUGUUGAAUCGUCUACGCAAGGAACAUUCCUACAUUACGUAUGCUGCGAAAUUUUUCCGUAGUGUUGAUCAGCCAUUUAAAAAAAGACGAAAUGCUUUUUGAACCGAGUCACUUCCCGUCCAUUCCAUGGAAUGCAGUUUUGCCCGGUCCUUGGGACGGGGACGUAUGCUGCCAGGGUUACCAAGAAAUUGCAUCUUAUUGACCUCGACACAAGCCAGUGUAGUCUAUUUUUGUCAAAAGAGAACUGAGCUAAUUGUAACAUUUACACCAGUUUGGGAAGACCAGUUAAUUAUGUGCAGCCAUGUCGUGCGCAAAUUUUGUUGGUUUCUACAAUAACUUCGGACGCUUGAAUUCUUUUUAUUGUCUUGUCAGACGUCGAUAGAAAAGUCACUAAAAAUAGCAAUGAAGGCAGCGUUUGACUGUUGGCUUGUCUUAUACAUAUUCUCUUCAACCACUUCACCUUAACACCAACCAUGCAAGUGCGGAUCCACGCCAAUACGGUCGUAUAGGUGAAAAACGUAUUCGUACUGUUGUUGCUGUCUAUGGCGGAACAUAUUUAGACUAAUCCGCUGGAAAAUCUAAGUCAAAUAUUGUACACAAAAAAAUUCUGCGGUUGUAUCACUGAGGGCAACAUUAUCCAACCCAUGCCUGCUGUGGAUGUGUCGAAACGAAGUUUUAGAAGUCCGGAUCUUGUAUUCUAAGCCAAGUUUUGCACUUGCUGUCGUAGUUUCAAUACUUGAAAAAGUUAAGUUUGGAAGAAGCAAACAAGUUAACCAAAUAGUGCAUUCUGAUUUUGUAAACAGACUUUUCGGACGUUGGCGUUCAGGGUGAAUGCAGACGCUUCCAUCUAUUCUGAAAUCUGUUAUUAAUAUCACCGUAAAGAAAAGAACUGCCAGCAGUUAUGUGCCGUGCAAUAAUAAUGACUUUUGUUGUUCUUUGACACCUUUUGUACAGAAACUAUAUAGUCAUACAGACUAAACAAACGCAUAGAAUCUUCCUAUCAAGCACUUAUGCGGGGCUUACAUGGCAACAAUUGGACUGAAUCUGAUAGUGUAGGCCAGCAGCGAUAUGUAAUAUGUGUGUCAUAGGCAGAUGUAUAAUACUCAAGACCGAAACAAACACAUAAGCACACCGGAGCUAUGCUCCUUGAUCAACAAGCCAGGCACAAAGAAAGGAAGCGGAACGUUCUUCUAAGCCGACUCAGGGAUUCAUACGGAUUGAUGUAUCCGGACAGAUAGUCUGCCCUGGCAGCGAUUUAAAUUGAGUUAUGAACACGGGAGGUGGUGCAAAAAUUCCACUUUCUGCGACUGAAAAUAAUGUCUAGGACAUGUUCAAAUAUUUUAGUCCCAUACUUAUGUAUUCUCACGCGCCGUUAAAUUAUCCAUUCUGACCAAAAAAAACACUUGAUUUACAGUCCACUUUUUAGUAUGCUUAGGGAACCCAGACUUCCAUGAUUAGUCUAUUCGUAUCAGGGAUUAAAGUAUCCACCUUAUCUUGAAGAGCGAGUUCAAGAGAACUUCGAGCCAUAUUCCACCUAAGUAGCUUUAGGUCUAUCGCAGCUGAUUGCAAUAGGAACCAUGCUUAUAACACUAUGAUUUUUAUGUUAAACUUUUGCAUGCGUCUUCCGGACUGUUCUUAAGUAUCUUAAAACUGCCGAACCGUAUGUGCAAGACACGCACCUGAUUAACAAUGAGGAACAGAGAGUCGCAGUAAAUGAUCCUAUUUAUGCAAAGUUUGUGCUUAUUAGUCAGUUAUAUGACAACGUAUUGUAAACUGUUCAUGUCGAUGACAGUUACUUUUUCCGUAGCGUUUGUCACAGUACGACGCAGUUGUUUUGAAUCAUUGUGCAAACCUAAUAAAAAUGACAAAUUGCACGUUACUAAAUCAUAGCAAAUGCCAAUGCGAGUAUGCUCGUCCAAAAUUUCCUUCAUUUUGAAUAACGAAUGUUUUGGAGUAUUUCUAUGAUGAGCUGCCUCUGGUAGUCUUAGACUUUAUUCUUACAGAACCUUCUGCUUUUCAUAAAACAGCGAUACAGCGUUAUGGAUGUUUUCCUCACAGGUUUUGCUAGACCCUUUUAUGCACAUAAACGAGCUCAAGUUGCAUGGAAUGUUUUAGAGUUUUCCCCCUGAUUCAGUGAAAGACAGAAAGGGCUAUGCUUAUUGGACUUAAUCUAACAUUUAUUGGGAACGACGCAUUAGCUUUUCGGUAACUCCAGUGAAGAUGCCACAGAUUCGUAUGUUUCAAAAUAUUAGUAUGAAAAGUCAGAUAUAUAUUUCCCUUAAGAUAUGCAGAUUUUUAGUGCUCAAAAUAUGGAGGUUCAAGGUAAACAAAUAGUCAGAUCAAAGAAUGGAGCUUGCUAGACGCAGCAUCUAAAUGGUCCUUGAGAUUGGGCAUGCUAGCAAAAGAAAGGUGUCCUCCCGAUGCCUUGCACACGGCUCCUGGCUCGGCCUUUUCGUCAGAGACAUUCGUUAAGGUUGAUUGAAUUCCAUUUGCCUACUGCAAAUAUUUGAACUUGACCAGUGUCUUAUUUUAAACACGACUUUAUCCUCUAUCAGCUGCCUAGUUAUGUGUAUUAGACCUCGAUAAGUCGAUUUUGCCUAUACUACUCCAAAUCAACAUCAAACAUUAAUAUUUGUAAAAACACAAAUGGUGUUCUCUAUAUGGAGGACUAAACAAGGACCUCCUUCGAAUAUUUAGCAGCUUCUGGAUAAAAUGUCGCUUAUCAAAGCCUCAUGAGACCGACAGUAAUCGAAAAACAGUCAGUUUCAUCCUUCGAAUUUCCUCAGUCACAUUGAGCUUAUGAAAAUCAAAACGUUGGUACAGAACCAAUACCAAAAGCAUAGGGUCAUGUACUAACCGUUCUAUUUGAUUCUAGGUUCGUUUCAUAUGUCUGCAUUUAUUUCACCAGAUACUGGUUUUUUUCUGUUCUUUAUGGGCUAGAAAAUCCUUAUUCUUAUAUGGUGGAGCACUUGCAAAAACUGCAAGCAGCCCAACGGAACGAGGGUGACAAUCCUUUCAUUUUUACCCUGGAGAAUGCGGAGUCGCUCUUUGAUAUGCUGGACCCAAACGCAAACGGCUUUAUAUCCUUUCAGCAAUACAAACAUGGUCUCGAGACUCUGGGCAUCACAGUUUAUGACCCACUCCCGUUGGGAAUUGGCACCAAUCAGAUAACCAAAAAAACCUUUUUGGAGGAAGCGUAAAUUCAGUCCUUUUGAAUGUUAGUUUAAUCUACUUGCCUUCUAGAGAACGAGGGUUGGCUUUUCUUUCGAGCACGUACGAGAAUAUUAUUCGUCCAGCAGCCAGAAGACCAAGAUCUCCGGCUGUUGAAGAACAAGUCGAACUUCCGUCCUGUUGUCGGAAUUCAGCUGACAAGUUGCCUUCCGACGGACGUAUAUGUUGA